AUGGCCUCUUUACUCCGGCAAAAACUCGACUUGUUCCUAGGCCUGGCUAUUGUGAGAGAGUCACCGGCAGUGUCCGACCAGCAGGAGGAAUUGUGGGUGCAGGGUCCAGACGCCUGGUCUACUUACAAUGGCGUGCAAGAGUACAUACUCCCUGUACCAGAACCUCUUGUCCUGAAGCCUCGGCGAGCAGGGCGACAUAACCCAUGGCCUCACAAUUGGGGAGAUUCCCAAUUCUUUAGGAACUCCAGACCACAGAUGGGAUUUGUCCAUCCAGUCAAGCUGUUUCAGGGGCUAGAACAGUGA
Messenger RNA from Rhinocladiella mackenziei CBS 650.93, 303 nucleotides. RefSeq lists its product as uncharacterized. The transcript has a single exon. The coding region runs from base 1 to 303 and encodes 100 amino acids. The record is from RefSeq and is a predicted model, not a curated record. NCBI's taxonomy places the organism in Eukaryota, Fungi, Ascomycota, Eurotiomycetes, Chaetothyriales, Herpotrichiellaceae.